Molecule: messenger RNA, 573 nt
Organism: Guillardia theta CCMP2712
Lineage: Eukaryota; Cryptophyceae; Pyrenomonadales; Geminigeraceae
Exons: 8
Coding region: 1-573 (190 amino acids)
Source: RefSeq, a predicted model, not a curated record
AUGGCGUCGACAAGCUUCAUCCUUUUCCUGGUGGUGAGCCACAUGACCGUGUCGUCGACCAUGUUGGUCUUGAACAAGGCUGUGUUGAAGCUGAUUCCAGCGGCGACAACUGUUCUUCUCUUCCAAGUUGGAUCUUCCGCCAUUCUCUUGUAUGGCCUCGGCAAGAUGAACGUGAUCAGGGUUGAUCCCUUCGAGCUGACGACAGCCAGAGCAUUCUUCUGGAAUGCCGUCGCUUUCAUGAUCCUCCUCUUCACCAACGCAAAGGCGCUGGAGGCUGCCAACGUCGAGGCCGUCAUUGUGUUCCGAACUCUCUCGAUCUUCGUCACGGCCUAUGGAGACUUCCGCCUGCUGCAGGCACGAGCGCUGAGCAUGGAGGCAAUCGGAGCGCUAUGUUUGGUCGUGUUGGGAGCCAUCGGGUUUGUGCUGAGUGACAAGGGUUUCGUGAUCAGCAACAUGUUUUGGGUGUUCAUCUAUGGAUGUGCAAACGCUGCUUAUCCGCUCGUCACCAAAAUGGUGAUCAGAUCGAAUGACAUGACUUCGUGGGGAAGAACUUACUACAACAACUUGAUGUAA